Messenger RNA from Chenopodium quinoa (quinoa), 1140 nucleotides. RefSeq names its product F-box/FBD/LRR-repeat protein At1g16930-like. Gene Ontology annotation, molecular function: protein binding. Bases 1 to 1140 code for a protein of 379 amino acids. The transcript is spliced from 3 exons. Lineage: Eukaryota; Viridiplantae; Streptophyta; Magnoliopsida; Caryophyllales; Amaranthaceae. The record is from RefSeq and is a predicted model, not a curated record.
AUGGCUGAGGGUGACAGGAUUAGCAGAUUGCCGGAUGUCCUCCUUUCUUUCAUCUUAUCGUUUUUGUCAACCAAAGAAGCAGUUGCUACGAGCACAUUAUCAAAAAGGUGGGAAUCCAUUUGGACUAAAGUCCCUGCGCUAAACUUUUCAUUUAAUCCAUCAGGUUCUGUCCACGACUUCAAAGCGUUUGUUGAUAGAGUCUUGCAGUGUAAUGAUUCUCCUUCAUUAAGGCUUUUUCAGCUUUCUGGCUUAUCAAAGACACAAAUCAGGGACUACCAUUAUCAUUCAUGGAUAAAGAAUAUAUUGCGACGGGAUGUUGAUGAGAUAGAUCUUGUACAUGUCGGGGGAAUACUACCUGCUGGGACUUUUUCGAGUAAGAAACUUACGGUGCUGAAGUUGUUUGGGUUAAUAACCCCAUUUCAGGGUUCAGUUCAUCUACCAAGUCUCUUAAUUCUGCACUUAAAAUUCAUUGCAUUUACAGACAAUUUGCCUUUGAAAAAUAUCUUGAUGAGCUUACCUCAGCUUGAAGAAUUGGUUUUAUUUGAGUGCUUGGGAUCGCGAAAUAUGUGUAUUUGUUCUUCUUCUCUAAAGAGAUUGGAAAUCGUUGAGGAAAUGGUGUUUCCUGAAUCUAAACAGAAUACAAUAGAUUGUCCAAGACUAGAAUACCUUCGUAUUAAUGGCAGCCAAUUUUCUGAAUAUGUGUAUGGAAACAUGCCCUCUUUGACUGAAGCUAGACUUCAUGUCGGACUUGGCUUUACUGAACGCUAUGAUGUUGAAUUGAUUAGCCUACUUAAACAUGCUUCUAACCUCAAGACUUUGAAAUUAGAUAUUGCAACGAAAAAGCCUGCUCCUGGGUAUACUGAGCCUGAUCAACGCCCCUUGUUUCUAAACUUGACCCAUGUGAUCGUGGACUACGACUUUAGUUCAACCAACUGCUCAAACUUUUCAUGGCGGUAUCUUGUGCUAUGGAUAUUGCAAUGUGCUCCUAAUAUCGUCUCUUUUGAUUUUUCGAGUAAAGAAGGAAAAUAUGUCAAAAAUAUACGUUUGGAGGGAUUCCCACCACGCUUUGGUGAGCUAUUGGAAUUCCGUCAACAUCUUGUUAAUCCAGAGGAAUACCAACCACAGCUACCUGCACCUUAA